AGCAAGGGCGAUUCUGUUGCUUUUAAAGACCUUAUUGUACCGUUGCAGUCUCUGUUUCCUGCCCACGACGUGAGGCCAGACCAUCACCAGCCGAACCUGGAGAAGUACUUACAAGGUGGAAAUAUCCAAUAACUGGUACUUCAGCACCUUUCCUGAUUCGAAGAAUCAUCGCUACAUGGACAGCUUUGUGGUGGCCACGGCGACCCAAAACGCCAGGACAACCAAAUCCGAACCGGCAAUCGGAAGCCCACCUUCCUGUCUGAGCACAUGUGGUCAGAUCAGGCUGUUCAAGUUUACAUGUGUCUACUGAGCCUUUUGCCGCGAUUGGCUUAGCUGGUAUUGAUCGAUCCGAAAGCCACGAUGCUUACGUAUCCGGCACCUGGAUAUACACACCGAACGGAUGUCGUCGAGAUCGGCCGGAGAACCCGGAGCGUGUGAUCGGGACCCGGUCAACCUGAUCCAGCUGGCCGGAGCUCUUACACACUCCACUCCGAGUUUUAGCCGUGACUCACGCCGCGUGCGAGUGGAGAAGGUUGUCGCGUUGGGAGCCGCAGAAUGCUCGCACUCGAGCAAUGGUGUCGCAGCGACCCCCAGUCGGGGAUAGCUUUAUAGCCUUGGGCCCUCGACUUCGGUCGUGGAACGAGCAUCUCUACCCACAUCCACCAACACUGCAACGCGCCCCGAUUCACCAAGAUGGCUUCCACCAAACCCUUCAUCAGAGUCCGCAAAGCCGAACUGGCCGAUACUGAUGCCAUUGUCCGAAUUCACUACGAAGCCUUUGACGAUGACGUUAUGAACCAGCUCAUGCACCCGGGUGGUGCCACAGAAGCCUCGCGGAAAAGGUUCGGGGAGCGGGUUUUUCCCAGACCCCAAUCAGAUGAAGAGCUAGCGAAGAAUGGAGAGACUAUCUUGAACGUUGCUGAAUACUUUCCCGAGGGCCCUGAUGGGCCUGGUGAAGUGAUUGCUUUCUCCAAGUGGGUUCUUCACCGAAACCCUCGGACGGAAGAACAGUGGAAGUCGGAGGACUAUGUGCCCACUGUCGAGAACUUUGGCGAGGGCGCUGAUCUUUCCGUGAUCAAUGCUUUUAUUGGAGAGUUGAACAGGAAGCAGAGGGACCACGCGAAGGGCGAAGCAGCUUUGUUCCUCGGUAUCCUUGCUUGCAGCCCGGACCGACAGCGACUGGGCGCCGGAUCGGCUCUUGUGAAGUGGGGAACCGAUCUUGCCGACAGCCUUAGGCUUCCCACCAGGCUCGAGUCUUCUCCUGUUGGAUAUGCCGUUUACCGGAAGUUUGGGUUCGAGGAUGUGGACGUGUUGGACAUGAAGGUCAAGGAAACAUGGGGCGUCACCAAAGAAGAGGGUCGGUACUGGGGGGAGAACAACGCUGUAGCACUUGCUGGGCCCGUACCCGAGGGUGUGAUGCGGUCUGUUAUCAUGAGGCGGCCUGCCAAGCGUAGAGGUAGUGCUGCAUGA
Messenger RNA from Podospora bellae-mahoneyi, 1470 nucleotides. RefSeq lists its product as uncharacterized. The record is from RefSeq and is a predicted model, not a curated record. The transcript is spliced from 2 exons. Bases 694 to 1470 code for a protein of 258 amino acids. NCBI's taxonomy places the organism in Eukaryota, Fungi, Ascomycota, Sordariomycetes, Sordariales, Podosporaceae.